AUGGAGAAACAAAAACUCACCAGCAAGCACAUAGGUGCUUCUCAGGCUACCCAGAACCCUUCCCAGCAGCUCUUGCAUCUUGCCCAGCUGAUAGUUAAGGCAUCAGAGACAGGUAGCCUGUGGGUGAUUGGUGAGCAAGGAAGUUUUGAUAACAAUGGUGCCCUUAUAGGACCCAGAAGUACAAGGCACAGCAAUCCCGAGGAGCAUGCCACUUACUAUUUCAACACCUUCUCUAAGGAGCUGUUAGUCCAGGCAAUGACUGGAAUAUUACAGGUUAAUGGGCAUGGAGAAGAAAGCACAUUAAUGCAAGACUUAAAGCCUUUUCGUAUUCUCAUCAGUUUGCUGGAUAAGCCGGAGCUAGGCCCUGCCAUCCUAGAGGAUGUAUUGAUUGAAGUGUUUCGGACAUUAUAUACACAGUGCAAAACAGAACUGGAGCUUCAGGCAGAACCUUCUUUCAACAAAGAUCACACACAGCUAAGCAGCAAACUGAGAGAAAACAAGAAAACAGCAGAAUUGAUUAAAACUGCCAAUCUUCUCUUUAAUUCCUUUGAGCCUUAUUAUAUGUGGGAUUACAUUGCUCGUUGGUUUGAAGAAUGUUGUAGGAGGACAUUACAUGCCAGACUUCAAACUGGGCCUGGAGGUGGUAGUGAGCAAUCUGAGUUACCGCUGACAAAUUUCUGCUUGUUAGUGGAUUUUUUGUUGGAUAUAGUUUCUUUGGAGACUUACAUUGAAAUACAGACAGAACACUUGCCUCAGCUGUUGCUUAGGAUGAUUUCUGCAUUGACGAGCCAUCUUCAUACUUUGCACUUGUCUGAGCUUACUGAUUCUCUCCGACUCUGCUCAAAGAUCCUUAGUAAGGUUCAACCUCCAUUGCUGUCUGCUGGUACCAAUGGUAUCCUGCAGUUUCCUAGUGGACACAGCAGCUCCAUCAAAGAAUGGGAAAACAAAAAGGUAACUGAUUAUGGUUUGCAGCAUCUUGGAAAGAUACUUCUUGUGUGGAAAGGAAAAGGGGGCUUUCUAAGUCUGUGCUGAACCACCUACAAGUCUUUGAUUAGAUUUAGUUUAAUAUACAACAAUACAUGUAAAACUUGGCUCAUCAAAAGAAAUUAUAAUUGUGCACUUCAUUGUGGUAAAAGGUCUUGAUUCUUAAGAGUUUUUGUCUAGAUUUAAUAUUAUACAUGUAUA
Molecule: messenger RNA, 1185 nt
Organism: Cariama cristata (Red-legged seriema)
Lineage: Eukaryota; Metazoa; Chordata; Aves; Cariamiformes; Cariamidae
Product: protein dopey-1-like
Exons: 8
Coding region: 1-1032 (343 amino acids)
Biological process (GO): Golgi to endosome transport
Cellular component (GO): trans-Golgi network; endosome
Source: RefSeq, a predicted model, not a curated record